UUAGUGAUAUUGCUGGAAUAUUGCUAAAAGCGGCGUAAAACCAAACUCACUCACUAACUUACUGACGUGCGCUUUGUGCAUAAUAAAACUUUUUGCAUGCUUUUUGACGCCUGUAGUUCACACACCUGACACUGAAACCUACAUAAAGGUUGAUUAGUAAAUGCAAUUCCAAUCUAAAAGUCUAAAUUUUCUUUGAAAGUUUACCCCCACAGGAGGACAAUAAUUUUACAAUACUUCAACCCUGACGAAUAGAAGUGCAAAAUGUGAGUUAAAGCAUAUGCUUUUUGUUUGAAAGGUGAUGAUGGCCCCAAACUCUCCGAUACGCUGCUUGACACUGCUCUUGUUCUUCCUGAUCCAUAUACCAAAUGGUGCGCCUGAAUUAAUCUGUCCUCGUGUUGGGUAUCUUGGUUCUCCUGCUACCCUGACCUGCAUCGUACCCAGUGAUGAAACGUCAUAUGGAUAUACAACAUCGCAGGGUGAAGCUGCUGCCAUCUGUAAUGUAUGGAGUUCAUCCUGUACAACUUCUGGUGACUACAUGGCGUCUACCAUCAACCAGACACACAACCUCCUCACCAUACCUGCAGUACAACCAGCACAUGCAGGGGAGUGGAGAUGUCACAACUCGCCCUGUAACCUCAUAGUUGUCAAACUGCCCGUCUGUGCCAUGACACAUCACGUCACUGACCCUGACACUGCUGAGGGGGUAUCACUGGGAGUAAACAUCAAGGGGUAUUACUGCUCUGAGUUGGCUCAACUGAAAAUAUACACAGGGGAAAACGUUUUGGAAUAUCCUAAUGAAACAGUCACAAACAUAACCGAUAAAACGGUACGCAUCAACAAGACCGACGCCGGCAUUGGGACGGGACUGACUUUCACCUGCGGUGACCACAGAUGGAAUAUGUCCUGUAUCCUGGCCAGCAGAGAGGGGCAAACUCACAUAACUAGCUAUGGAGCGACAUCACCACCAAUACAAGAGGAUUGUGGGACAAGGAACGCAAAAGUUCUGUUGAGUGGAAUUGGAAUCGGAUCCGGAAUCACCAUAUUGAUGUUUGGCAUUUGUCUGGGAAUUGCUGUUAUUUACAGGAAACGAGCAAUCGUUUUACAGGUUCAGGCCUCCGAGGUUCAACAAGGCAUCGCAGUGCCAGUACCAGAAGGUGAGGGCUAUCUGACCCCGCGUGCAACCAGCGACAACACUUCUGGCACAGAUGAGCUUCACCUGGAACAAACACAACAGAACAAUUACACAGAACUUGAAGGACGUCGUGAUGGAGCCUUCAACCAGUACGAACAGAUGAGAAUAUAUCACGAAAUUUGAACUGUCAGAAAAGGACCGACUGUUGCGUUCUCGUCAGUAAGAGCAGCUGACAAUAUAUCACGAAAUCCGAAUUCGUUGUAAGACCCGAAGAGAACUGGUCUUCAGAGUGAGUGUGUAUGCUUUUACGCUGCUUUUAGCAAUAUUCCAGCAAUAUCACGACAGGGGAAACCAAAAAUAGACGUCAUUAAUUGUACCCAUGAGGGGAAUCGAACCCCGAUCUUCGGCGUGACGAGCGAACGCUUUAACCACUGGGCUACACCACCCCCCUGGUCAGAAACCCAUGCUUGUCGUAGGAGGCGACUAACGACCACAUUCGUACGAAAUCUGUGACGAAAGCAGCGUCGAUUGUACAAUUGUGUCUAUAUCAUGUGCAGAUAUUUGUUUCAGCAGUUUUAUAGCUCUCGGAUAUUGUUUGUGCACAAAUCGUGUGUGUAAUUUCUUCGUUGAACAACAAGCAAACCAAACAUGUCCCAGUACAUUGUCUGAUUGGAGCAAACUCAAAUCAUGUAUUAAGAAACAUUGUUAUAAAUAUGUAAACAAGACAAGUGUAAUUAAAAUCAUGUGAAAC
Messenger RNA from Haliotis rubra (blacklip abalone), 1883 nucleotides. RefSeq lists its product as uncharacterized. NCBI's taxonomy places the organism in Eukaryota, Metazoa, Mollusca, Gastropoda, Lepetellida, Haliotidae. Bases 299 to 1315 code for a protein of 338 amino acids. The record is from RefSeq and is a predicted model, not a curated record. The transcript has 7 exons.